Messenger RNA from Nothobranchius furzeri (turquoise killifish), 3426 nucleotides. It is a transcript of the gene ints8, whose product is annotated as integrator complex subunit 8. Lineage: Eukaryota; Metazoa; Chordata; Actinopteri; Cyprinodontiformes; Nothobranchiidae. Gene Ontology annotation, cellular component: integrator complex. Gene Ontology annotation, biological process: snRNA 3'-end processing. The record is from RefSeq and is a predicted model, not a curated record.
AAUAAACUAUGGUAUGGUAUGAGCUGUUGCCUUGCAGCAAGGAGGUCCUGGGUUCGCUUCCCGGCCUGGGAUCUUUCUGCAUGGAGUUAGCAUGUUCUCCCUGUGCAUGCGUGGGUUCUCUCCGGGUACUCCGGCUUCCUCCCACAGUCCAAAAACAUGACUGUUAGGUUGAUUGGUCUGUCUAAAUUGUCCUUAGGUGUGUGUGUGUGCAUGGUUGUUUGUCCUGUGUGUCUCUGUGUUGCCCUGCAAUGGACUGGCUCUCUGUCCAGGGUGUACCCCGCCCGUUGACUGCUGGAGAUAGCAUCCCCCCCUACGUGGACAAGCGGGUUCAGAAGAUGGAUGGAUGGUAUGGUAUGGUGACGAUGAGUGCUGAAGCAGCUGAUAGGGUUGCUGCGGUAACCAGCAGCCAGCCCAGCACUCCUCUGCAGAUCUCCUGGUUUGAGUUCCUGCUGGACAACAGCCUACUGGAGAAACACCUGCAGAAGACCGGCGCUGAUCCCAGUCCAGUGCAGCUGAUCGUCCAGUUCCUGGAGCAGGCGUCCAAACCGUCGGUCAACGAGCAGAAUCAGGUGCAGCCGCCAGCCGACAACCGAAGGAACCGCACGCUGAAGCUGCUGGCACUGAAGGUUGCUGCUCACAUGGAAUGGGAUCUGGAUUCUCUGGAGAAAGGCUUGACCAUCCCGGUGUUGAACAUGCUGCUGAACGAGCUGCUGUGUGUGAGCAAAGUACCGGCCGGCAUGAAGCACGUGGACCUGGACCUCGCCACCUUACCCCCCACCACGGCCAUGGCCGUCAUCAUUUACAACCGCUGGGCCAUCAGAACCAUCGUGCUCAGCAGCUUCCCAGAGAAGCUGACCAAGCCUGGACCUCACCAGAUGAACAUGUUAAACUUGGUCCAGCAGGAGAAGGAGAUGACUGAGAACAUCCUGGCUGUGCUGAAGGAGCAGGCAAAUGACUCCAUCAGCGUCCUGCAGAGGGCGCUGCAGCUGAAGAAGGACUUCUACGUCCACACUCUAAGGACUCUGGACCUGCUUGGUGCCGAUGCUGCUGCUAAUGGAGAAACGGAGUCAUCCACGGCUGGGCUUCGGAUCAGCGCUGACCAGCUGCACUGUCAGGUGUGUUACGACCUGGGAGGUGUUUUCUUCCAGCAGGGCUGCAUGGACCAGACGGCCUAUAAGAAGGCCCAGGACCAUUUCAGACACACCAAGGAGCUUCUGAAGAAGCUGGACCAGACUGUCCACGUUCACCUGGACGAGAAGCGUCUAAACGGCUACUGGAACGCCUGCAAGGCUCUGGCGGGAGACUGUGACCCCUCUGACACCCAGAUGACCCAAUGUGACCAGAUCAACAACCUGAUCCGGGCCUGCGACUACCAGGCCGUUGUCGAAGCCUUCAUCAAAGACAACUCGUCUCAAAGUUUGCAGAACCACUUCAGACGGUCCAUCCUCAGGGAGCUCCAGUACAAAGUCCAACAAGGGGACUCGGGUCUGGAUGAGGUCUGUCACAAGGUUUGUGUUUGUAACGCGGUCCGAGACGCUCUGGAGGGAGAAGUCCCCAGCGUGGGCUUCCAGCAGCUGCUGCUCAGACCCAGCAGAAGAACGCUGGACUUCAUGUUGGAGGUUUGCACACGCUCUCUGGAGCAGAGGCCACCGUCUGAGAGGUCCAGAAGCAACAUGGCUGACUUCUUAAGGACUCUGUGUGAGAGCCUGGAGGACCUGUCUCAGGUGUUUGUGGUGACGUCUCAUAAACUGUUCCUGGAGCUGCUGAAGGAGGAAGAGAGGAAGAUGCUGCUGGAGCAGAUGAAGAAGAGGUCGGCCACAAUCAACCUCAGUGCCAAACCCUUACCGUCCUUCUACGACAUCCCAGCUUCGGCCAGCGUGAACAUCGGACAGCUGGAGCAGCAGCUCAUCCUCUCUCUGGAUCCUCGCAGGGUCAGACAGAUUCUCAUCGAGCUUCACGGAAUGGCAGAGCGAUCCUUCUGGAGAGUCAACAGCAAGUGGGAGGUUCCUGCAGAAUACAUCGUUGUCAUCCUUGGGAUCAAAGACAACCUGACCAAAGACCUGGUUUACAUCCUCAUGGCCAAAGGGCUCCUCAGCAUCUCUGUGAAGGACUUCGCCCAUGCUCGCCUGCUCUUCUCUGCCUGCCUGGAACUCGUCACAGAGUUCUCCCCUAAGCUGCGGCAGGUGAUGCUCAACGAGAUGCUGCUGCUCGAGGUCCGAGCCCAUGAGGCCAUGGCAGCCGAGGGCAGCAAGGAGCGGCCGCCGCCAGACCUGGUCAGCAGGGUCAGAGGUUACCUGGAGAUGAGGGUUCAUGAUGUUCCUCUACGCCAGGUGAUAGGUGAGGAGUGUGUCGCCUUCAUGCUGAACUGGAGAGAGAACGACUACUUGACCCUGCAGGUGCCGCCGUCUCUGGUCAUGAACAACCCGUUCAUCAAGCUCGGCCAGCUACUGGCCUCCACCUGCAAAGAGCUUCCAGGUCCAAAAGAAAGUCGGCGCACAGCCAAGGAGCUGUGGGACGUGGUGGUCCAGAUCUGCAGCGUCUCGGUCCAACACAAGAGGAGCAGCGAUGGCCGACUGGGUCUCAUCAAACAUAGAGAGUCGACUCUGGGCAUCAUGCAGCGGAACAAGUUCAUCACCUUCAUAAAGAAACUCCGAGAGCCGCUGGUGCUGACCACCCUGAUCUCUCUGUUCGUCAGACUCCACAGCAUCGUACGGGAUGACAUCGUGAAUGAAGUGACAGCAGAACAUCUCUCCAUCUGGCCUUCUUCACUUCCAAACCUUCAGGCGGUGGAUGUGGAGGCUGUGGCUGUCACGGUCAGAGAGCUGGUUUCUUUUGCUCUCAGUCUGAACCCACACAACCAGUCCUGGCUUGGAACACAGGCUGACAUCUACUUCGUGACCAAUCAGUACUGCGCUGCACUGAACUUUUACCUCCAGGCUGGAGCCGUGUGCUCCGACUUCUUCACCAAGCCAGUUCCUCCUGAUGUGUACACGGACCAGGUUCUGAAGAGGAUGAUCAAGUGCUGCUCAAUGUUGAAUUGCCACACGCAGGUUGCGGUUUUAUGUCAGUUUCUGAGGGAGGUGGACUACAUGACCGCUUUCAAAGCUCUCCAGGAGCAGAACAGCCAUGAUGCCAUGGACUCCUUCUAUGAUUACAUCUGGGACGUCACCAUCCUGGAGUACCUCACCCAUAUUCACCACAAACGGGGCGAGACUGAGAAGAGACAAGUCGCAUUUCUGCUCCGUGUUCAGAUGAAGGCCAUCGGACAGACGGAGCUCAACAGCAGCAAUCCAGAGGAAGUUCUGCAGCUGGCAGCUCAGAAGAGGAAGAAGCGGUUCCUGCAGGCCAUGUCCAAACUCUACUUCUGACUCACCUGUUCCCUCACUUUGCUUUGGUUUUGUACAAAUAAACUUUUGGAUGAAUGCA